AUGAAUAUUGGCGCGGUAAAAAGACAUACGAGAGAAGAAAAACGACCGAUUCUUCUCUCCUUGCGCUUCAUCUGUUUCCUCUCCGUGGUGGCCGUGUUCGCGCGAAUUUCAUCUUCUUCUCCUUCUUCUGUAGCACUCAUCGGUAAAAGCACUAGCGCUUCCGAGGACGAAAAUGACGAUGUUAACACUCGAAACGACGACGAGGAGGCAGAGGACGAGGAUGCACGUUUUCCCAGAAAUGGCUUUCCGAGCGGCGCUCGUGAAAGAGGAAACGACGGAAUGGUGAGAGAGACUUUGCUGAGAAAGUGUUCGAGGCAAAGACGAUUCAGACGAGGAGGAAGAGAAGACGACGAGGAAGACGCGGACGACGAGGAGACGCAACGAGUAGGACAAGAACAAGAAAGAAGAGUGCAAAAAUCGUGGAUUUUCCAAACGAACGCGAAACGAUUAGGCUACGUCCACAUGGCGUCGAUACACCCGGUGGCGACGAAGACGCGAGGAAAGGACGACGACGACGACGACGACGGGAAGAAGGUACUCCUCGCCGCGUGGCAAGGCGCGCACAAAGUGGAAGGCACGGACGACCAGAGUUUAUUUGUGAGCAAAAGCGCGGACGGCGGCGCGACGUGGACGAAAGCGAGGGUGGUGCCCGGUAGAAAGUUUGGCGUUCGGUGGGCGCCGACGUUUUUUAGCAGCGGCAGUAGCGGCAGUAAUAGUGGUGGUGGUGGUGGUGAGACGACGUAUUUGUUUUACGCGGAGAGCGAGAAGUGUUGGCACUGCGAGAGCGGCGAGUGCGAGGAUAUCGUGAGGAAACGGAAAAACGGGUCCGAAGAAGAAGACGUGUCCGUGUACUGGGACGAGAGUAAAGAAGGCAUCGUGUCGAAAGCAAAGAAAGCGGCGAGCGUAGGGCCGUGGUGGCGACCUGGCGGGAACAUCAAGCGAGUCUCGAUUCGGAUAAACGACGACGAGGAUAGGGAUAUCAACGACGACCCGUGGACGUUUGGCGAGGAAGAGACGAUUCUGAGCGAAGAAACCAUCCCGAAAGUUAUCGGGAACCCUCCGUUAAAAUUGAACAACGUCGUCCUUCUUCCAUUUUGGAGAGAACAUCCGAGAGCGGAUGCCAAAUGUCAACCUCGGAAAGCACCGGAUUACGCCUCCGUGUUGCAUUCUUUAGACGACGGCCUCUCGUUCCACGAGACAGACGCGAAAAUCGAACACGUGAAGAAUAAAAUGAAAGACGGCAAACCGGAUUGGCUCAUCGAAGGGUCCAUCGUUGGCCCGUUACGAGACGGUCGACUCGCGCAGUUCUUUCGAACGAGCCGAGGCGCGAUAUAUGUCUCGCAUUCCGCGGAUAACGGCGAAAGUUGGGACACUCCACACGCGACCCCGUUACAAAACCCAAACUCGAAAGUCUCCGCAGUGUUGCUUCCAAACGGCGUCAUCGUCGUCUGCCACAAUGCGCACGCCUUCAUGAAACACCCAAGAAUAGGCGUCACGCGAGGUAAGCUCGCACUUUCCACCUCCUCCGACGACGGCAGAACCUGGAAAGAAGCCGUAUUGUUCAUCGAAGACUCCUUAGAGCCGGGAAAACACGUCCAUUAUCCAACCAUGGUUCUCGACGGGUGCGAUUUACGCAUCUCCUAUUCCGUUUCCGGCGAAGGCGUCAAGUUAGCCACGGUGAAGGAUUGGGCCUCGUUGCACGAAAUUGAAGGCAUCGAAGACGUCGACGAACAGAGAAUCGCGUAUUAUUAG
Messenger RNA from Bathycoccus prasinos, 1752 nucleotides. RefSeq names its product Putative Glycosyl hydrolase, BNR repeat. Bases 1 to 1752 code for a protein of 583 amino acids. NCBI's taxonomy places the organism in Eukaryota, Viridiplantae, Chlorophyta, Mamiellophyceae, Mamiellales, Bathycoccaceae. The record is from RefSeq and is a predicted model, not a curated record. The transcript has a single exon.